AUGCCGGUGCCUCCUAAACCAUGGGAGAGGUCCGGUGGCGUGGAUUCAGUUCCCAUUUCAUCUCCGUCUCCCAAUGCCACUACGGAUGUCGCUCCUGCUAUACCUGAACGGCCUUCUAAUUUAAGUAGCGCAAACCCAGAUUCAGUUGUGGGCGCUCACCGGUCAGGCCCAGGUGGCUAUGGUACUGGGAUGGGUGGCUACGGAUCAUAUGGAUCUACUUAUAACUCACCGUAUUCACGCUUUGGUGGUUACGGCGGCUACGGAAGUAUGGGUUAUGGAGGUAUGGGCUAUGGCGGAAUGGGCUACGGCGGCUUUGGCAACAUGGGCUACGGCGGCUACGGCGGGAUGGGCUAUGGCGGCUAUGGAGGUAUGGGCUAUGGCGGCUUUGGAGGUAUGGGCUACGGUCAGCCUGGCGAAUACUCCUUGACACAACGCAUGGAGAGCGGCACACAGGCAACUUUUGAACUUAUUUCUUCCAUUGUGGGAGCAUUCGGUGGCUUUGCACAGAUGUUGGAGUCUACAUUCAUGGCCACUCAUUCUAGCUUCUUUGCCAUGGUCGGUGUGGCGGAUCAAUUCGCCCAUCUUCGCAACUACUUGGGCGAAGUGCUCAGUAUUUUUGCCCUCGCUCGACAGCUUAAACACUUAUAUUUGCGCAUGACUGGUCGGGGCUCACUUGUGGGCAUUGACCCGAAAGAAUUCAGCGACUUUCGUCGUGGUGCGCCUGGUAAACAUCGUCCAAGCAAGCGCCCCCUGUUUAUUUUCUUCCUUGCCGUCAUUGGUUUACCUUACUUGAUGGGUAAACUGGUCAGGCUGAUUACAGCUAAACAAGACGAGGAGAGAGCACGCUUGGCCAAACAGGCUGCGGAGGCUGGAACAGAUUUGCAGCUGCUCCAGGAUGCUCAGGGGUCUUCCGUUAUUGACCCGAGGCACAAUCAACGACGCCUGGCAUCCACCUUGAGGAACCCCGAAGUAAAUUCUGCAUUUGGUCGUGUCAUUGUAUCUGGCAUCCAGCCUACUGGAAUUCCACAUAACUGGGUCGAACUUCAAAAUAAGGCUGGCGUCAAUGACAAGUUGUACUUCUUCAUUGCUAGCUUUCAUGCUCUGACUGUUCCUCAAAACGCCUCCCAGCUCUAUCGGGAUCGCCGCCAACUCUUGGCUACACUCAUUGCCAUUGGGCUGGAUCCAAAGAAAUGCACAAUCUUUCUGCAAGACCACGUUCCCGAACAUGCGGAGCUAGGGUGGUACUUGAUGUGUAUGUCGCCUUUUGGGCGUCUCGAGCGCAUGACCACAUGGAAGUCGAAGAUCGCAACGCUGCAAAAUAGCGGAAACAUUGAUCAUGUCAACGAAUCUCAGCUACAAUUGGGUCUAUUUGCAUACCCUGUACUUCAAGCUGCUGAUAUUCUCAUGUAUCAUAAUUUACUGCAAAUCUUGGCUGCGUUUGACGGCGGCAUUCUUCGCAAGGCGCUCGCAUCAUCGGAAGAUCCUGACCAGCUCCAGAAUCCGUCCUUUGUAGCGCAACUCCUCAACGACCGCAUGGGUGGCUCAGGGGCGUCUUUAAAAUCUGCUUUGACUGAUACGAUUGUGGAAGAGCUGCGACCUAUACAGGAGGAAUACCAUCGAUUGGAAAAUGAAGCUGGAUAUCUCGACAGCAUUGCCCAACUCGGUUGCGACAAGGCCCGAGCGCAAUGCCAAGAGACCAUGACCGAAGUCCGGAAACUUCUUGGACUUCAUAAUUGA
Malassezia sympodialis ATCC 42132 is the source of this 1737-nucleotide messenger RNA. RefSeq lists its product as uncharacterized. Gene Ontology annotation, cellular component: mitochondrial matrix; mitochondrion. Bases 1 to 1737 code for a protein of 578 amino acids. Gene Ontology annotation, biological process: mitochondrial tryptophanyl-tRNA aminoacylation. The record is from RefSeq and is a predicted model, not a curated record. Gene Ontology annotation, molecular function: ATP binding; tryptophan-tRNA ligase activity. The transcript has 4 exons. Lineage: Eukaryota; Fungi; Basidiomycota; Malasseziomycetes; Malasseziales; Malasseziaceae.